Molecule: messenger RNA, 2787 nt
Organism: Passer montanus (Eurasian tree sparrow)
Lineage: Eukaryota; Metazoa; Chordata; Aves; Passeriformes; Passeridae
Gene: BDNF
Product: brain derived neurotrophic factor
Exons: 2
Coding region: 319-1083 (254 amino acids)
Biological process (GO): memory; regulation of neuron differentiation; nerve growth factor signaling pathway
Molecular function (GO): nerve growth factor receptor binding; growth factor activity
Source: RefSeq, a predicted model, not a curated record
GCGGGGCGGGCGGGGUGCGGGGCGGGCCGGGCGCCGUCAGGGAGGGGCGCGAUGCACUUGUUGAAGCUGGACCGUCGCUGGAAUGUGAAGCAUGCCCGGCACCGUCUCCGGGACCCGGUGCCACGGGCGCCUGCUCCUCUGCCGUCCCGGUGCAGCGGGCAGCCCGGAGGAAGGGCAGCGAGGGAAGGCAGGGCGGAGGGGAGCCGGCACGGAGGUGCCGGGGCUCGGGAAGGAGCGGCGGCUGGCCUCGACCCACCGGCUGUGGAUUCGUACCGGGGCUCAGACACGCCCGCGCCCAGGAAAAAGCCCUGGGGUUAAAUGUUCCACCAAGUGAGAAGAGUGAUGACCAUCCUUUUCUUUACUAUGGUUAUCUCAUACUUCACUUGCAUGAAAGCUGCCCCAAUGAAAGAAGCCAGUCUAAGAGGACAAGGCAGCUUGGCUUACCCGGGGCUCCGGACCCACGGAACUCUGGAGAGCAUCAAUGGGCCCAGUGCUGGUUCCAGGGGCCUGACGUCGUUGGCAGACACUUUUGAACACGUCAUAGAGGAGCUUCUAGACGAGGAGCAGGACAUCCAGCCCAGCGAGGGAAACAAGGAUGCAGACUUGUACACAUCCCGAGUCAUGCUGAGCAGCCAAGUGCCUUUGGAACCCCCGCUGCUGUUCCUGCUGGAGGAGUACAAAAACUACCUGGACGCCGCCAACAUGUCCAUGCGGGUGCGGCGGCACUCGGACCCGGCGCGCCGCGGCGAGCUGAGCGUGUGCGACAGCACCAGCGAGUGGGUGACGGCCGCCGAGAAAAAGACUGCGGUGGACAUGUCCGGGGCCACCGUCACCGUGCUGGAGAAAGUCCCCGUGCCCAAAGGCCAGCUGAAGCAAUACUUCUACGAGACCAAAUGCAACCCCAAGGGGUACACAAAGGAGGGCUGCAGGGGCAUAGACAAGAGGCACUGGAACUCGCAGUGCCGAACUACGCAGUCUUACGUGAGAGCUCUCACCAUGGAUAACAAAAAGAGAGUUGGCUGGCGCUUCAUAAGGAUAGACACUUCCUGUGUAUGUACAUUGACCAUUAAAAGGGGAAGAUAGUGCAUUCGUGUUGUAUAGAUUAUAUUGAGACAAAAUUAUCUAUUUGUAUAUAUACAUAACAGGGUAAAUUAUUCGGUAAAAAAUAAUUUUAUGGACUGCAUGUAUGACUGAAGUUUAUACAGUACAGUGGUUACACAAUCUAUUUAUUGAACAUAUCCAUGACCUGAAGGGGAACAAUAGUCAUUUGCGCACAAGUUUAAACAAACAAACAAAAAAAAAAACAAAAAAAAAAAAAAAGAAAAUCAAGCUAACAAAAAAGUCUGCAUUACAUUCCUCCAUAACAUUGUGGUUUGUCGCCGUUGCCAAGAAUUGAAAAUAGAAAAAAAUUUUUAAAAAAAAUAAUAAAAUUGCAUGCUGCUUCAAUUGUGAAUUAAUGAUAAACUGUCCUCUUUCAGAAAAAUAAAUUGAACCAAAACAUUCUGUUUACAUUUUAGACAGUAAGUAUCUUUAGUCUGUUAGUAUAUAUGUUUACUGCUUCUAACUUCUGAUAGCGUUGAAAUUAAAACAAUGUCAAGGUGCUGUUGUCAUAGUUUUACUGUUUCUCUUUUACUUUUGAACUCCCAUCAGAUUGAAAAACAAAAAAAUCGUUACCUUAUUCUGGAUUAGAAAAAAAUUUGGUUUUUGUAUGUUGUGAAGGUGUUUGCAAUAGCAGUCCGACUACUGACAAAAAAUAAUAAAAAGAGGCAACUGAAAAAGAAUGGUGAUGUUCCACUUCACAUUGUUGAACUUCAGGCUUUAAGACAACGCCUAUUUAACUGUAUGGCAACAUGCUUUUUUGGUUGUUGGGGGGGUGGUUUGUUGUUGUUGGGCUUUUUUUUUUGUCUUUCUUUUUCAAUUUUCAGUCUUUUGAGACAUGCAUUUGCUUAUACCAUGUUUGCUUGCGUUUGAGAAUUUUCCCCCCCCUUUUCUCCCUCUGGAGGGACAUUGGUUGUGAUCUUCAAGUAUUUCACUUACCAUAGAACUGGAGCUUGUCAUAUAGAGAAUAUUCUAUAGUGUUCAGAGCAAUUAUUUUCAUAUAAUAAAAGACUGUGCUUGGAUCAAAUGUCUUGGUGAAGCACGGUGAGAGUGUCACUAGAAAAAGGGUCUAGAAAAGAGGAUGGCGGGUCUGAAAUCAGGCUGGUUGUGGGACUUCAUAGCUCAGCCAGUUUGGGAACAAGUAACAGAGAUUUGGGUUGGCUGAGGCUGUCCCAGCUGCAGUCAUUACAGAAUGUGGUCCUGUGCAUUGUGGUAGAGAGCAAGAGCUUGGCCAUGUGCAUGGAUGCCCUUCUCCUCCACAGCAUGCCAGCAGCCCCAGGCCUGCAGAGCUGGUGGGCAAACUCUGAGGCAUCUGUGCCUCAGGAGACCUGGAAACCAGCUUGGGAAUGGGACAGAGAGGAGCUGCUUCCAGCAGGAGCAAUUGGCAUUGUGGCUCCACCUCUGCCAGCCGACUUGCCUUGUGAAACAAAUACUGGCACUAAAAACCCACUCUGGAAGGAAAUGAGGAGUGAGUGCUGGAGGAGUUGGCUGAGCCUGCUUAGGUCUGAGGGAUGUGCUCAUGCUGUGCUCCCCCUCUCCUGACAGAAGGGCUGCUGAAAGGCAGCUGUGAGGCUGAGAGCUGUGCACAGCACACUGGCCACAGUGGGCUGAGAGCUGAAAUACCUUGUUGGUAAGCUCACUGGAGGCUCAGGCUAUAUCUGUAGUUCCUGGAGACAAAAAAAAAAACAG